AUGUAUGACAUUAGCAAUGUAAUCAUCAGAGGCGACACCUGUUCAGAACGGAUAAAUGGUGCUGAGAUCCACAUUGGAAAUUCCUUAAUCAACAAUGGCAACAACAACCCCAGAGUGUGCUGGCUUGAGGAAAGACACGUGGAAAGUGGGGGAGAUGCUGUACGAAGGGAGAAGUUGAAGGUGACAGCCAGACUUGUUGUCCCACCUGAACCUGGGAUGUGGGCGCCUGUGGCGAUCAGCUUGGAUCCUCUGCCUGCGUAUGGCCCACUGCAGACCGACAGGGGCACAGUCAUCCACUUCAAUGUGGCUCCAAGAGGAAUAGCAACACAAUCAUCUUUAAUGUUUAACAAUUUCUAUGCUUCCUUUGCUAUCGAUGGCAACAGAGCAUCUAAUAUGGGCUCCUACUCAUGUACACACACAAACAUUCAGAAUAACCCAUGGUGGAGAGUGGAUUUGUUGGCAGUGUAUGACAUUACAAAGGUAAUCGUCACUAACAGAGGCGACUGUUGUCUAGAACGGAUAAAUGGCGCUGUGGAGAUCCACAUUGGCAAUUCCUUAAUCAACAAUGGCAACAAUGACCCCAGGUGA
Hemibagrus wyckioides is the source of this 588-nucleotide messenger RNA. Its product is annotated as fucolectin-3-like. NCBI's taxonomy places the organism in Eukaryota, Metazoa, Chordata, Actinopteri, Siluriformes, Bagridae. Bases 1 to 588 code for a protein of 195 amino acids. The record is from RefSeq and is a predicted model, not a curated record. The transcript has 4 exons.